Molecule: messenger RNA, 891 nt
Organism: Protopolystoma xenopodis
Lineage: Eukaryota; Metazoa; Platyhelminthes; Monogenea; Polystomatidea; Polystomatidae
Source: the annotation of a GenBank genome assembly
AUGACGGUGAAAUGGCCCAUUGCGAGGAGCCGUCGUGUGGACGCCGGCCAAUCAGUGCACCGCUUUCCGGCUGGACCCAUUCGCCAAUCCCGUUCCUGCCAACUGCGGCGUCAGAAUGCAAAUCCGAUGCAAGCUUGCCGGUCGGGGCCUGGCUGGGUCGAAACGGGUUUCCAAGUUGGCCUGAGCCCAAGUCCGAGUCCAGGUCCGGGUCGUGGAAGUGGGGAGAGGCUGGAGGCAAUCGAGAAGGAGGGGGACAGGCCUCGAGAGAUGCGCCAAUCAGCGGCCGCCAGUGGCGAAGCAGGCGCCGGGGAUUGGCGUAGUGUGUUGGUGUGUUGUGAGGUGUGGUGCGAUCAGUUUUGUCGUGUUGUCUGGUGGUGUGGGCUGAUGUGCUGCGGGUUGUGUGGUAUGGUGCAGUGUGUAAUGUGGUGUGGUGUUGUCUGGUGUGGCGUAGAGAAGCAGGAACAGGAUGAACAGGCCGAUUGUCUGGACGACGGAGAGCGACAAGCAAUUAAUCAAAGACUCAGCGGCCAGCCAAAAUGUCAAAAUGUACAAACAGCUCUAACUGCGCGCUUGUACACAAACCCCUCUCGGCAGACGCAUCUUCGGCCUCUUUCCGGUUGUCGUCACCAGUUAUCGUCGUCGAGUGUUGCCACCGCCAGAUCCGCGAUUGAAACUAAUAUUGAGAUUGCGAUUGCGAUUGAUUGGAAUUACGAUUACAAUUGCGAUCACGAUUGCUAUGGAGAUUGCGGAAUUGCGAAAUUGCGAAAUUGCAAGAUUGGGAUCGGGAUUGAGAGCCUGGCUGGAGAUGUCUACAAUCCUGUCCACAUCCGGCUCCGAUCAGACAGACACUUUGAUCUGCCGAUAUGUUCGUUGAUGGGUCUGCAAGUCUGA